CUCACUGACAGUGUUAUGAGAACAUUGGUCUCCAAUGGCAAAGACGCCCUCCGGCUAUUAUUCCAAGCUGCCAUCGAACAUGUCAAACAAGACGGAACGACGCCCAGCAAUCCCCCUUCAGUUUCACGACACCCGCUCCACCCAGGCGCCGAGAUAGUGACCCCACAGACAACUGCAUCUAUGAGAACUUCAAGACCGAUCUAUCUAUCGCCAGCAUCACCCGAUGCAUUAACAGUUUGGCGAGCUUUCCGGUUCGUCAAGAUGGGAUGGUUCACAGCUGAAGAGGCAGUUACUUGUGCCUACAUGUCGACAGAUCCGUGGCUAACCAUGGUGGACCAUGUCCCUCUUAACAGGUUCCAACACAACCUGGCACCUCUUUCCUUGGUAUCCAAAGGACUUGACUUGAACCAAGACAAUCACUACAAGAUCAUCACUCAAGAGCCUCUUCUCUGUUGUGUGAUUCUUAUGAUUUCCUCCAGAUAUCACAUCCUGCAGGGUGCUAGUGGCAUUACUCGGAGUACUCUCGUGCACCACCGGCUAUGGGAGCACUGUCAGUACCUUGUGAUGAGGAUCAUCUUUGGGCAAGAAAAGCGAUCCAAAGCCAAGACAAGGACGAGAGGAUCAAUCGAGGCUCUGCUACUCAUUAUUGAAUGGCACCCGCAAGCAAUUCACUUGCCACCUGCCGCAGAUGGCUGGGACUCUUCCCUUCUCCUCUCAUUUCCGGAUCCUCGAGAUGAUCAGUUCGGGAAUCAAGCAGAUGCCACUGACGACAACGAUGCUUUAUGGCUUCGUGACGUUAUUCUCCCUGCAAAGACCUCGGACCGUAUGUCUUGGAUGCUUCUAGGAUGCGCACAAUCCUUGGCCCUCGAGUUGGGGGUUUGCGAUACAAGCGACUCAGGAUCCAUCCAGCCUCCAGGCCUUCAAGCCCAACAGACACGCCUGCGCGACCUUCUUUACAUCUUUUUGGAACAGCAGUCUAGUAGACUGGGAUGUCCUUCCAUGAUGCCUACGUCUAUCUCCCGCUUCAUGUCGGAGCGCUCACAGGGGGGGCAAGAUGACUCGGCUAGCGUCAAUGCCUGGCUCAACCUUACCAGCCUCUCAAGAACUAUCAUCGACGUGCUCUGUCCGUCAGCAACGGCCAUUCGGGAGAUCUUGAGCAGUGGCAGAUACGUAAACAUCAUCAAGCACUUCCAGCAACAGUUGGCGGCGUGGAAAGCCACUCACCUUCGUCGAGAAAACCUAUCAGCACAUGCAUACGAAGACCUCUCAAUCGAGUUCAACUACCACCGCGCUUUCAUGAACUCACUGGGGAUACAAGCCGUCGUUGAUCGCGUCCUCGGCGGGAGACCUCCCAGUUCCAUCAAUACCGACAUUUUCCAAUCUUCCAUCACAGCGACCGACUAUUCUUUCAUCAGAGAGGUGAUUGACGGCUCUUGCCAGGCUCUUGAGUCGAUCAAUCGGCUUUCAGAGGCUGGCACACUCCGAUACUGCCCUGUCAGGGUUUUUCUACGCAUCAUUAUGGCUUCCAUCUUUUUAUUGAAGGCUCUUGGUCUGGGAAGCCGCACGGCGGACCUGGAGGCUUCCCUGAACGUUUUGGAGAGAAGUAUUGAGGCACUAAAAGCGAGUAAUCUGGACGAGAUGCACCUCGCCUCCCGUUACGGAGAGUUACUUGAGAUGCAUCUGGAGAGAUUUAGGCAGGGAAUGGUCCCAACAUCUAUCCCAAGAGGCAUCCCUCUGGUUGAUGAAAGCACUCAGUGGACUUUCGACAACGGUGUCCCGCAAGGAGACAGCUUGGGAGACGUGCCAAUGCCUGCCGUCGAUGACUGGUUGGCGCUCCCUUUUGAUCCAAGCAUUGCGCCGUUUGGGUUUUCUAAUGAUACACCUGAGCUUGCCGAACAAGAGGACAGGUCUUGGGAUUUUCUAUGGAGUUUGCCAAACGUGUGA
Fusarium vanettenii 77-13-4 is the source of this 1944-nucleotide messenger RNA. RefSeq lists its product as uncharacterized. Gene Ontology annotation, cellular component: nucleus. NCBI's taxonomy places the organism in Eukaryota, Fungi, Ascomycota, Sordariomycetes, Hypocreales, Nectriaceae. Gene Ontology annotation, molecular function: DNA-binding transcription factor activity, RNA polymerase II-specific. Gene Ontology annotation, biological process: aromatic amino acid catabolic process; positive regulation of transcription by RNA polymerase II. The annotation marks the transcript as partial. The record is from RefSeq and is a predicted model, not a curated record. The transcript is spliced from 3 exons.